UAUAAUUCUUGAUUUAUUUAAUAUUUAAUAUUGAAAAAGGGUGGUGCAAUAUAUAACACCAUAAAAUAAGCGGGGGGGCGGAUAUAAGUGGCCUAGUACUGUAUAUAAGUGGUAGAAUACAAUCCUCUUUGGUGUGUUUGAAAGCUCUUGAACCCAAAUGCUACAUGUUCUUUUCCUUUGACAUGAUCUUGAAUCCCAACGAUUCACUGUCUUUCGCUCAUAAAUUUUGUUUGAAGAAUUGAAAAAUGCAAAUCUAGGAGUUGAUAAGGUGGAUGAAAAGCGAAGAGAACUGCGAAUGAUUCAUAGAAGUGAAAAUACUACCAUUCCUCAUGCAUGCAACAUGUCACCCCUCUCAUCUCGUUCGUGUCAUUUCAAGGUUCGAAAAAGACCUCACUGUAUUGAGUUUCAACUCUCUUUGAUUUGAAUCCGUGAGUUGGUCGCACUGGGCAAGUCAGACAGGAUAUUCGAAUACACCCCGAUGCCUUCGCAAUCAUGGCCGAGUCCUCGUUCAGCCAUUCGAGAUGGAAUCGUGCCGUUACCAUUCACCCCUGGUUAACAAACGCUGAAAUUCUUCUCAUGCAAGGUAAAGUGCCAGAGUAGAUCAUAAUGGCCAUAAAAACUCCCACUAUUGCAAUCCUAUGAUUCAUUCUCUCUCCUUUCAUGCCUUUGUAUCCUUUGAUCCUUAGAUUAUACUCGGAUGCUCGCUAAGUUGUCUCAUUCGAUAUAAGUAGAGCAUGAAGGAAGCCUCGUUAGACCAUUGGUGAUGUAUUGAAUGUAGUGUGAAUAGGUGAGUACGAAGGAAGUGGCGGAAAUGGUAGGUGCAUCCCAAACGAGGAAUCCGUAGCAGUUUCAACAUCGUUCACCGCUAAAUGUGUUAUGAGAAAAUGGCGAAAUAUUUCUGGGGAACUUCGCAUCCAAUAUAGAUUAAGCAGAUCGCUAUUAAGAAUCAUGGCCACAGUGGCAUUCAGGUGGCAGUGGAUUUCUUGUCUUGAGACAAAUGGGAAUCCGGACGUAUUAGAGGGCCUGAGCCAAUGAUGUUCAGCAAAGCCAUUUCCCUAGCUGUCAGCGAUGUACUGAUUAUUUUGGUAGAUUGUUCAAAUCUGGAGCAGAUACCGCGGUGUUUGGCGUCAAUUAAUUGAGCUCUAUGCGCCUCAGAUGAGAAUCUGCUAGCUUUGUCAAGUCUGCGAUUGUGGGAGGCUGUUGUUGAGUUGCCAUUUACGCUGUACUUGCUUGUUGUGAUACUGUUGCGUUCCCAUCAACGUUGCCCAGCGGCAGACUUCUCGAAAAUUUGGGCUAAUUUCUGAGCCCGGCUUGGUCUUUAGGAUUUCGAUGAUCGAGGAUACAAAUGCUUCAUGCUUUGCGGGACUUCUAGAACCUUCAAGGUCAUCAUUUUUUCAUUUCCCACAAACCCCAUGAGCUCAGCAUUUAAGCACCGAAAUACCCGAAUUGUUAUCGUCGCCAAGUGGUACGCGGAGUACAGAGCCAUCUAUCUGACAACGGGAAAAUGCCCUUUCGUUGUUUCAUGUAAUUUUGAUACCUCUUCAUGUCUUUUUUUUUUACUAUUGAUGUUCCAUUUCUGUACUUUUUAUGGGAUUGAUCUAAACUUUCUUCGCUUCACUGUUUCUCAUAAAAACCAAUUUAACCAACUUAACCAAAUUGCUAGGUUCAUGAAUAAUACAUUGCUAGCAUUGAUCCAGUUACGCGUUUUGAUGUACGCAAUGAACGUAGACUGUCUUGCCAAUCGGGGGUUUUAUAGGGCUUUGAUGGGGAAUAUCAAAUUUGCUUUCCCGCACAUCAAAAGUUGAUCGCUCCAUAAAUCCCUCUGAGCCCCUUAUUUGCUCAAACAGGGGCGGGUAUCAAUCAUGGAACUACGCGUUCUGGGGAAUUUGCUAUGGAGGCUCAGGGAGGUUAAUUACGUGUUUAUUAAUCGUUUCUGUGGAUGAUAGAAAAAUAUUCGAGUUUGAUUCCCCAAAAUUGAUUUCAAAAUCACGAAACUUUUCUUCCCGAUGUCACCAUCGUUCUUUUAUGUUCGAGACUCAUGAUCGAUCAACAAAUAUGUAUUCUUUCGUGGGAUUCAACAUUAAUAUCAGUGUAACGGCAUUAUUGUUUCUUCUAAGCAAUACCUCUCAUUAUCAAGUUCGAGCAGAUGCUGGUUUGAUCACAAGUGAAGACUAUGAUACCUUUAAUAUUGGAGGAUAUGGCGAUUGGCCAAAACAGCAUUAUCAUUCAUCCGAUUUGACAUCACCCCUCUUUCUCGUCAAUAAAUGGAACGAGAGUGCUAUCAGCAAUCAUUCUCAUAUUUUCAUGUCGCCUACAUUGGAUGGGGAAGAGAAAUCACCGAUGAUAUUUUCUAGCAAAGAUCUAAGUCUAGUUUACGCGGAUCAUACAUGGCAUGGUGGUUCAGAUACCAAAUUACAAUUCUACAACGGAAAGCCGUAUUUGACCUUUUGGUCUGGUAUCGACUUUCAAGGCCAUGGAUCUGGUGGAGGGGUAAUGCUGAAUAGCUCGUACGACAAAGUCUACAAUAUCAGUGUGAAUUCACUAGCUGGGGGUGCGGAUGGUCAUGAGUUCCAAUUGACGGAAGAUGGAGGGGCGAUGAUGAAUAACUACCAUACUACUAUUGCCGAUUGUAGACCAGUAGGCGGCCCCAAUGGUGGGAAGGUCUUGACAGGGUCAUUUCAAGAGGUUGAUAUCGAGACGGGGUGGGUACGACAUACCUGGAACGCACUUGAUCACUUCGGCUUAAACGAAUCCUUCACAACCUAUGUCGACGAGGAGUGGGGAUGGGAUUGGUUUCACAUGAACAGUCUACAGAAAACCACAGAAAGACAUUACUUGAUUUCAAGUCGACAUUUAAGAAUGAUAGCAUAUAUCAAUGGAACCGAUGGAAAUAAAAUAUGGCAGGUUGGUGGAUACAACAAUGAUUUUACGGAUUUGAGUGGUGGAAACGCCACAAAUUUCGCAUUCCAGCAUCAUGCGCGAUUCGUCAAUGAUGACCUGACAGAAAUCACAUUUUUUGAUAACCACAACAUGUACAUGAACUCGCCGACGCCUAACUGCACAACGGAUUGUUCUCGGGGUAUGAAGAUCAAGCUUAAUUAUCACAACAUGACGGUCAAGCUUGUACAUCAGUUUUAUCAUCCGAAAAGUGUACAGGCAUGGGCUGAGGGUGGCAUUCACGCCUUGGAUAAUGGGAAUUUCUUGGUUGGAUAUGGAGUUGUUCCUAGUUUUGUUGAGUUCACAGAGACGGGUGAAGUCGCCAUGGAAAUUCAGACCAGGCCCUGGUAUGUCGCCUCUGGUAGAGGUACGGACUUGUACCGCGUAUAUAAAUUUGACUGGGUUGCCCAGCCCUCAUGGAAGCCGGUCAUGGUUGAAGUUGGGCAAAUUUUAUAUAUCAGCUGGAAUGGAGCUACCCAGGUUGAAUCCUGGGCUUUAUACGGAGGAAGUUCUCCGACCACUAUGCAUCAUCUUCUCACCAUGCCUAAGACCGGAUUCGAAACCGGAGUGCGGCCGUCCAAUUCUUCUGCUUUCUAUCAAGCCAUAGCUUUAGACAAGGAUGGAAAUGAAUUAGAUUCAACGGAAAUCCUCGAGAUGUAUCGUCUCUCUUCUCCUACAAUUCUUCGUAUUCCGGAAGAGUAUUUGACAGCAAUGAGAUUCUUUCCUUUCAUUUGGGCUGCUGUAAUGUUGAUUUCAAUGGCUCUGUCACAUUCGACUUUAUGGAUUAAAUUGCGAAAAAGAAUGAGAGGUAGAGAUAAUGACGUAGGAGAGGGCAUGGAGAAAGAAAGCAAAUCCAAAUUACUUCCGUAGGCUUUGCGGCGCGAUGAGAUAAGGAGUCAUUGAAUUUUCCUAUAUCUUCGGCGUUUGUAGAGCAUAGGAGUCGUCUGAGGCGUUUGGGAUGUUGGUUGCAUUUUUUUUGAGGGGGGGGGAGGGCAGAUCAUUGACAUUGAUCGAAAAGCAUGUCUACACGGAUACCCAGUCAGGCUGAUUUAAUUUAAGGGGCACUGAAAUUUAGUAACUUUGAACUGAUA
Botrytis byssoidea is the source of this 4028-nucleotide messenger RNA. RefSeq lists its product as uncharacterized. The record is from RefSeq and is a predicted model, not a curated record. The coding region runs from base 2026 to 3807 and encodes 593 amino acids. Lineage: Eukaryota; Fungi; Ascomycota; Leotiomycetes; Helotiales; Sclerotiniaceae. The transcript is spliced from 2 exons.